Saccostrea echinata is the source of this 925-nucleotide messenger RNA. RefSeq lists its product as uncharacterized. Lineage: Eukaryota; Metazoa; Mollusca; Bivalvia; Ostreida; Ostreidae. The record is from RefSeq and is a predicted model, not a curated record. The transcript is spliced from 5 exons. The coding region runs from base 11 to 877 and encodes 288 amino acids.
AACAAACACCAUGGCGGCGGGAACAACAACAACUGUUAAACAAUACACUGAAACAUCAGCAAACCAAACAUCAACGAAAGGGACUGUGUCAUCAACAACAAACCAGACAUCAACCACAGAGACAAUGUCGUCAACAACAAACCAGGCAUCAACCACAGGGAAAAUGCUGUCAACAACAUACCAGACAUCAACCACGAGAAAAAUGUCGACAACAUACCACACAUCAACCACAGGGAAAAUGUCGACAACAUAUCACACAUCAAACACAGGGAAAAUGUCAUCAACAACAAACCAGAUAUCAACCACAGGGAAAGUGUUGUCGACAACAAAUCAAAAAUGUGUAUCAAGAAGUGAAUGUAAUAACUUAAACACAUUUAUACACUUUCCACUGACGAUGCCGUGCCCUCCAGGCCACGAGGACUGUGUAAAUAACACCUGCUUUUGCAAUCCCGAAAAGGUUAGUACUAAGUCUAACUCAACCAACCCAUGCCAAUCACUUUGUUUAGGGGACAUUUUUCCAACUUCCUCACGGUCUUGUCACCAAUGUGGGGAUCCAGUGGCCAAUAUUUCUUGUGACAUAAGGAUGGUUUACCUCGGCAAUCUACAAGAAUGUGGUAGUGGAACUUAUUGCAUGACGGAUGUUGUUCAAAGAGCUGAUGGGAGUGUUGCCAUUUACAAAAGAUGUGUGGACGAGCUGACCUGUAGGAACGAGUGGUUGGCCCAGACUUCUGACCAGGACCGCUGUCUGAAGUAUGCAGAGGGCGCUUUACCAGGACAGUACACGUGUCAUUUCUGCUGCACAACAGACGGCUGUAACUCGAAAAUAGUUCCCGAAGCUAAAUAUUUCUACAGCACCUCAUCUUCGAACAUCAAUUAAUUAAAGAAAACAUGUGUAAAUUAGAAAUAAAAUUUUAUUGACUGACUG